Molecule: messenger RNA, 1227 nt
Organism: Gossypium arboreum
Lineage: Eukaryota; Viridiplantae; Streptophyta; Magnoliopsida; Malvales; Malvaceae
Exons: 3
Coding region: 1-1227 (408 amino acids)
Source: RefSeq, a predicted model, not a curated record
AUGGAGUUGAGAGCAAGCUUGAGUAAGGUAGAAGAAAUGAAAAGAAAACUAGAAGAAUUAGAAGCGUCAUUACGAAGCUAUGAGAUGUGGAUUCAGUUUUUCGAAGCAAGUGAGGAACGUUGGAAGGAACAGCUUCACCAUGCGCAAGGCCGAUUCAGAAAUAGGGAUUACAUUAUGGGAGAAGCCGUAACCCAGAUUUGGGAGGUAGUCGAUUACUUGCAAGCUUUAGCAGUACAAGCGGACAUACUGAGCGUGAAGUACGAGUUAGAGUCAGAUCGGGGGCAGGAGCUAGCCCCCUCAGGCUCUGAUCCUGUUAAUAACUCGAAUUAUCCGCUUGUUCCUAAUUUGGAUGAAGUUGCAGAAGAGGAAAAGGCAAGGAUGGAAUCACAAAAGCAAUUAGAGAAACGGUGUAAAUUGCUAGAGGAAAAAUUCUGGACGAUGGAAAGCGCAGAUAGUUAUCAUGGAAUUGACGCUAAGGUCCUGAGUUUGGUCCCGGACUUAAUCCUCCCUCCCAAGUUCAAAAUGCCGAAAUUUGAGAAGUACAAUGGAACGAGCUGCCCUGAAGCUUAUAUUACCAUGUUUUGCAGAAGAUUGACUGGAUAUGUUAACAAUAAUCAAUUACUGAUUCAUUGCUUCCAAGACAGUUUGGAUUACUCUACAGAAUAUGGAAAGAAACCAAAUAGAAGUUUCAGACAAUAUGCGCAAAGAUGGAGAGAAGUUGCCAUACAAGUUCAACCACCGCUUUUAGAAAAAGAAACCACAAUGCUCUUUAUCAACACUUUGAAGGCCCCGUUCAUUACACACUUGCUGGAAAGCGCCACAAAAAGCUUCUCAGAUGUGGUAAUGAUUGUAGAAAUGAUCGAGAAUGUAAUAAGAAGUGGAAGGAUAGAGGCAAGGGAAAAUACCAAAAGGUCAGCCCUGCGAAAAAAGGAAAACGAGGAGAACAAUACGAACAUAGCGUAUGCAAAAUCGUUUAUCGUUAAUCAGCCAAGAGCAGCGACUACUGGAAGUCAAGGUUUAUUAAUACAAGAGUCUGGCACAAAGAAAAAUACUAAGAAGCUUCAAUUUAUGCCUAUCCCAAUGUCAUAUAAGGAGUUGUACCAAAGUUUAUUCGAUGCACAUGUGGUGGCCCCUUUUUACCUAAAGCCAUUACAACCCCCAUACCCCAAAUGGUACGACGCAAACGCUCAAUGUGACUACCAUGCAGGAAUUCGGGACAUUCAAUAG